Messenger RNA from Episyrphus balteatus (marmalade hoverfly), 776 nucleotides. RefSeq names its product adrenodoxin-like protein 2, mitochondrial (gene Fdx2). Gene Ontology annotation, cellular component: mitochondrion. The coding region runs from base 141 to 620 and encodes 159 amino acids. NCBI's taxonomy places the organism in Eukaryota, Metazoa, Arthropoda, Insecta, Diptera, Syrphidae. The record is from RefSeq and is a predicted model, not a curated record. Gene Ontology annotation, molecular function: 2 iron, 2 sulfur cluster binding. The transcript has 2 exons. Gene Ontology annotation, biological process: P450-containing electron transport chain; positive regulation of oxidoreductase activity.
AGUUUAAAACGUCAACACGAAAGUUAUCAACUCUUGUUUUUUUUCCCGAUUAUACCUACCUUCUGAGAUAAAUUCUAAUUUAGAAAGUCUACUUGAGUUCGCGUAAUAAGUUGUUGCCGAACAGAAGAAAAGUCUAAACAAUGUUACGCACAGUCUCAAAAUUCACAAGAGUGCUUCAGCCUAUUUCACUUCUUGUCUCCAAGCCCAACAAACUACCUCAAUUAUGUGAACAAUUUUCCAGACAACUCUCAGUUACUAUUCCUAACUUUGAUAAAUCAGAAAUUCAAAUAACUUUUGUGAGAGCGAGUGGGGAAAGAAUAACAUCCAAGGGCAAGGUUGGAGACACUAUUCUCGAUGUCGUUGUUAACAACAACAUCGAUUUGGAUGGAUUCGGAGCCUGUGAAGGUACACUCACAUGUUCCACAUGCCAUUUGAUACUAAAACCCGCUGAUUACGAAAAGCUCCCCGACAAACCUGGCGACGAGGAGCUAGACAUGCUAGAUCUAGCCUAUGACCUCACCGAUACAUCUCGUUUGGGUUGUCAAAUAACUUUGACCAAAGAUAUGGACGGCUUAGAGGUUCAAGUUCCAGCAACUGUGAAUGAUGCACGUAGCGCGUAGCAGCAUCGAUCGUUCAAAUAGUGCAAAGCAAACUAGCUAUGAAUAUCUAAAUGUAGAAUCAUUUUUUCUUUAGGUAGCUCUAUUUUUAAUUUUGGUGUUUUUACAAUGUAGAAAUUUGUAUUGUUAUGGAAUAUAAAUAAAUAAAAAAACAAAGUU